AUGAGUAGUUAUAGUAAUAGUAAUAGUAUUAGUAGUAACAUUAAUAAUAAUAAUAAUAAUAAUAAUAAUAAUAAUAAUAAUAAUAAUAAUAAUAAUAAUAAUAAUAUAAAAAGUCCAAGUACAUGUAAUAGUAGUAGUAGAAAUAGUAAUAGUAGUAAUAUAAGUAUAAGGAGAAGAAAAAAAAUUAGAUAUGAAUUAGCAGCUCCAUUUUAUAAGUAUGCUAGCUUAAUAAGGUAUGGUUCUAAUAAUAAUGAUGAAUAUAAUGACUAUGGAAAAAGACAUACAAUACACCAUAUUUAUCAAAGUCAACACCAUCAACACCAUCAACAUCAUCCACACCACCCACACCAUCAACAUCAUCAACAUCUUGAACAUCAUCAACAUCAACAAAAUCAACAUCAUAAUGAUGGUAUUGAAAAUGAUGAAAUAGAUUUAGAAAUACCCAUAAACUAUGAUAUUGAAUCAAAUAUUAGUAAUAAUAGUAGAAGUGAUAGAAGUGGUAGUAGUGGUAAUAGUGUCAAUAAUAAUAAUAAUAAUACAAGUAGUACUUUAAUAUCUCCAAAGUCAUUUAAAGAUGAUGAAUAUUAUAAUUAUGAUGACGAUGAUUAUGAGAAUAGUGAAAAAGAUUUAAAAUCAAAACAAUCAUCAAUUGAUGAAAAAAGUGAAAUAAAUAAAUUAAAAUUUAAAGAUAAAUUAAUAAAUGAAAUUAUAAGAAUAUCAGGAUACAAUGAAUUAUUCGAUAGUAAAUUAUACAAAGCAUCAGUUACAGAAAUGAUUGGUAGUGCUUUAUUUUUAUUUAUGUCAAUUGGUAUUUUCAUUUCGUCUGUAAAUUAUUUUGAUUAUUCAUAUAUAUCAAAUCUUAAUGAUUUUAAUGGUGAAACAUUGGUAAAUUCUGUACCAAAUUAUAGAGUGCCUGCAACUUCUGCUGUUUUACAUGUACCAUUAUUAUACUUAUUAAUUUUAACUUGUGCCCCUGUUAGUGGUGGUCAUUUAAAUCCGUCAAUUACAAUUGCAACUUUCUUUUCAGGUUAUACAUCCUUGGGGUGUAAUAAAAAAAAAGUUAUAAGAUGUUUAUUUUAUAUUAUUUUUCAAAUUACAGGUGGUAUAAUUGGAUCAGCGAUUAUUAGAGGUAUAAUUCCAUUCGAAGUUAUGAAAAGGACAAAUUUAGGUAUGUGUACAUAUGGUGGUGAUAUAAGUAGUGGUGGAGCACUUGGUAUGGAAUUCAUGUUUUCAAUGUUAAAUUUGUAUAUUGCUUUUGGAACUGCCCUGGAUAGAAGACAAACUCCAAUAAUUGGUGGAGCAGUUGGUGCAUUUUUCAUAUCAAUUACAUUAGGUUUCUCAAUUAUUGCAUCAUCUGGUAUUUCACCAAAUUAUAUAUUUGGAUUUAAUAUGGCUAGAUGUUUAUGUCCGGCAAUUGUAACUGGAAUAUUUAAUAAAAUUUGGCCAUAUAUGGUUGGUCCGAUUAUUGCUUGUAUAACAAUUGGAACUUAUAUUCAUUUCGUUCCACCUUUUCAAGCUUUUGAAUGUUCAAAUUAUAAUUUAGAAAGAGUUUCAAUUAAAAGAAAAAUUAGAAAUAAAUAA
Molecule: messenger RNA, 1581 nt
Organism: Dictyostelium discoideum AX4
Lineage: Eukaryota; Evosea; Eumycetozoa; Dictyosteliales; Dictyosteliaceae
Exons: 2
Coding region: 1-1581 (526 amino acids)
Biological process (GO): transmembrane transport
Cellular component (GO): membrane
Molecular function (GO): channel activity
Source: RefSeq, a predicted model, not a curated record